AUGCUGUGGUUCCAGGGCGCCAUUCCGGCCGCCAUCGCGUCGGCCAAGAGGAGCGGCGCAGUCUUCGUGGUGUUCGUGGCAGGUGAUGAUGAGCAGUCUACACAAAUGGCUGCAAGUUGGGAAGAUGAGAAAGUGACAGAAGCAUCUUCAAACAGUUUUGUUGCUAUUAAAAUCGAUACCAAAAGUGAAGCCUGCCUACAAUUUUCACAGAUCUAUCCUGUAGUGUGUGUUCCAUCCAGUUUUUUUAUUGGAGACAGUGGAAUUCCUUUGGAAGUAAUAGCAGGAAGUAUUUCUGCAGAUGAACUUGUUACCAGAAUCCACAAAGUCCGGCAGAUGCAUUCAUUAAAAGGUGAUGCAUCAUUGGCCAAUGGCAGCCAAUCAGAAGGUUCAGUCUCUACUCCAUCUGCCUCAUUUGAACAUAACAAUACUUCUGAAAACUGUCAGUCCAGAAGUGUAGAGCUCUGUGAGACGCCAUCCUCUUCUGAUACAAAGUCAGAUUCUGCAACAGGAGGAGAAAGUUCAGGCCAGACCACUGUGUCUCAAGAGCCUAGUGGAUGUUCAAAUCAGAGACCUACUGAAGACCUCACCGUCAGAGUGGAAAGACUAACCAAAAAACUUGAAGAAAGGAGAGAAGAGAAAAGGAAAGAGGAAGAACAGAGGGAGAUUAAGAAGGAAAUUGAGAGGAGGAAAACUGGAAAAGAAAUGUUGGAUUAUAAAAGAAAGCAAGAAGAAGAAUUAACAAAAAGAAUGUUAGAGGAAAGAAAUAGAGAAAAGGCAGAAGAUAGGGCAGCUCGAGAGCGUAUAAAACAGCAGAUUGCUCUGGACCGUGCAGAGAGAGCUGCUCGGUUUGCAAAGACGAAGGAAGAGGUAGAAGCUGCUAAAGCUGCCGCCCUGCUGGCCAAACAGGCAGAGAUGGAAGUCAGGAGAGACACUUCCACAAAAGAGAGAAGCACUGUUGCGAGAAUUCAGUUCCGUCUUCCAGAUGGUUCUUCCUUUACAAAUCAGUUCCCUUCUGAUGCUCCUCUAGAGGAAGCAAGGCAGUUUGCUGCACAGACUGUUGGCAACACUUACGGUAACUUUUCAUUAGCAACAAUGUUUCCCAGGAGGGAAUUUACCAAAGAAGAUUAUAAAAAGAAAUUAUUGGAUUUGGAACUUGCUCCAAGUGCUUCAGUGGUACUGUUGCCAGCAGGAAGACCAACUACAUCCAUGGUACAUUCUUCCAGUGGAGACUUUUGGACAUUGUUGGGGACAGUGCUUUACCCAUUCCUUGCCAUCUGGAGACUGAUAAGCAACUUCUUAUUUAGUAAUCCUCCUCCUGCACAGACCUCAGUGAGAGCAGCAUCACUGGAAACCUCAAACCUUGCUUCGUCUAGCAACUCAGAAAAAAGGGAACCAGUCAGAAAAAGAGUGCUGGAGAAACGGGGGGAAGACUUUAAAAAGGAAGGCAAGAUAUAUAGAUUGAGGACUCAAGACGAUGGUGAAGAUGAAAACAACACUUGGAAUGGGAAUUCUACUCAACAGAUGUAG
Rangifer tarandus platyrhynchus (Svalbard reindeer) is the source of this 1527-nucleotide messenger RNA. Lineage: Eukaryota; Metazoa; Chordata; Mammalia; Artiodactyla; Cervidae. The record is from the annotation of a GenBank genome assembly.